Molecule: messenger RNA, 1255 nt
Organism: Aspergillus caelatus
Lineage: Eukaryota; Fungi; Ascomycota; Eurotiomycetes; Eurotiales; Aspergillaceae
Product: peptide alpha-N-acetyltransferase complex A subunit ARD1
Exons: 2
Coding region: 113-850 (245 amino acids)
Biological process (GO): N-terminal peptidyl-glutamic acid acetylation
Cellular component (GO): NatA complex
Molecular function (GO): protein-N-terminal-glutamate acetyltransferase activity; protein N-terminal-serine acetyltransferase activity
Source: RefSeq, a predicted model, not a curated record
CUCAAUCCAACCGAUUCCCCUCUUAAACCAAACCUCCCCUCACUCCUCACCCCCUCAAUUAACUCCCCUCCAAACUCAACGAAACUCAAAAAAUACAAGAAAUACAGGAACAAUGGUCGACAUAGUCCCCCUCUCCAGCUACCCAAGCUACAUUGACCUCCUCCCCUCCAUCCAAACCUGCAACAUAACCAACCUCCCCGAAAACUACUUUCUAAAAUACUACCUCUACCACGCGCUCACCUGGCCGCAACUGAGCUUCGUCGCCAUCGUCCGUCCCAAGAAUGGGUACUCCAAACACACAGCCCCGGGCGGGGCCACAACCGCCAGCGAGCAGUAUCCGAAGGUAGUGGGGUAUGUGCUGGCCAAGAUGGAAGAGGAGCCGACGGACGGGGUCGCGCAUGGACAUAUUACUUCAUUGAGUGUAAUGAGGACGCAUAGACGGUUGGGUAUUGCGGAAAGAUUGAUGAGGAUGUCUCAACGUGCUAUGGCGGAAUCACACCGCGCCCAUUACGUCUCGCUUCAUGUGCGUGUUAGCAACACCGCUGCGCUGCGGUUAUACCGCGAUACGCUGGGAUUCCAGGUCGAGACUGUCGAGAGCAAGUACUAUGCCGACGGGGAGGAUGCGUAUGCGAUGCGCAUGGAUCUGACGGAUAUGUGGAUGGACUGGGCGGAGAUCGAGCGGAAGGAUCGUCUGCGGGCGGAGAAGGAAGGUAAAGAUGCCGAUGAGGGUGAGGAGGUUGGUGAAUUGGGGACGGAGAAGGAGAAGGAGAAGAUGGUGAAGGUGCGGGUUGGACGUGGAUUGGGCGUGGGAGAUUUGGUGGAGAAGAAUGAGUCGCAGCCUCAGGCUUAGUGGGAGGGGGGCCAUUCUUCUCUCCUCUUUCUAUUCUUUCUUUCCUUCUCCCGUGAUAAUAUUAUUCAUGCUAGGGUGUGGUAUAGAUCAGGGGGGUUUUUCUUUCUCUUUCUGCUGGAUGUUGAUUGUCUGGUAGUUCUUCUACUUGCAUAUGUGGAAAUGAAAGAUGUAUAUGUACACUGCUUGCAAUGCAGAGUGGUGUGUGUGUGUGUGAUGCAAGUUCAUGUCUCAUUAAGCGCCAGUAUCAUGCUAACUACGGCUAAACAAAAACUUCGAAAACAUGUAGACCACAAGGGAUGGAAAGACUCGACAUGCCAUUGGCACUAUUACCCAUGAACACAUACAAAAAUGCAGAUACUCCCAAUUAAACACCGUUCCUCAUGUACCAUAUAUAAACCCCCCCCC